Molecule: messenger RNA, 6099 nt
Organism: Girardinichthys multiradiatus
Lineage: Eukaryota; Metazoa; Chordata; Actinopteri; Cyprinodontiformes; Goodeidae
Gene: stag2a
Product: stromal antigen 2a
Exons: 33
Coding region: 155-3985 (1276 amino acids)
Biological process (GO): sister chromatid cohesion
Cellular component (GO): nucleus; chromatin; cohesin complex
Molecular function (GO): chromatin binding
Source: RefSeq, a predicted model, not a curated record
UAUAUUCUUUCUUUGUGUUUUUAUUACUGCCUGUUAUUUAAUUACCCUGUCUGACUUGUUUUCGUUCACAGGCGUGUCUGAAGAGAUCACUUCUUGCUUGGGGGCCAGAGCAGACUGAGGACCUACUUCUGCAGCUCCAGAAAAUGUUGCAGAAAUGAUAACGGCACAGGAUUUGCAUGAAGAGUUCCAGUUUCCUCAAGAUACAGAAUCUCAGUUGUCUUCAGAUGCUGACCUCGAGGAUCCUGAUGGAAGAAAUGCCAAGACAGGAAGGGGCAUGGGAGCCAAGAGGGGGAGGAAGGUGCUGGGAGACAAGGCCAAAAUUGGGGGAGCAGGAAGGGUAACUGGUGCUGGCUGGGUGAAUGGCCUUCAUAAGGAGAACGGGAUAGAGAAUAUAAGCCUGUUUGAAGUGGUUAAAGUGGGGAGGAGCGCCACACAGUCUGUUGUUGAUGACUGGAUUGAGGCCUACAAACAAGACAGGGAUAUGGCACUCUUGGAGUUAAUCAACUUCUUCAUUCAGUGCUCUGGCUGUAAAGGUGCUGUGAGUGAAGAAAUGUUCAGACAUAUGCAGAAUUCUGAAAUCAUCAGGAAAAUGACAGAGGAGUUUGAUGAGGACAGCGGUGACUAUCCUUUAACACUCUCAGGACCACAGUGGAAAAGAUUCAGGAUACAUUUCUGCGACUUUAUUGCAGUCCUCGUUCGUCAGUGCCAAUACAGCAUCAUAUACGACGAGUAUAUGAUGGACACAGUCAUCUCUCUGCUCACUGGCCUGUCGGACUCACAGGUCAGGGCUUUUAGACAUACAAGCACACUAGCAGCCAUGAAGCUGAUGACUGCCUUGGUAAAUGUUGCUCUGAACCUGAGCAUCAAUAUGGACAACACUCAGAGACAGUAUGAAGCAGAAAGGAACAAAGUUAUUGCCAAAAGGGCCAAUGAUAGGUUGGAGUUGUUGUUACAAAAGCGGAAAGAGCUGCAGGAAAAUCAAGAUGACAUUGAAAACAUGAUGAAUGCAAUUUUCAAAGGAGUCUUUGUUCACAGAUAUCGUGAUGCGAUUGCCGAGAUUCGAGCGAUAUGCAUUGAGGAGAUAGGAGUAUGGAUGAAGCUGUACAGCGAUGCGUUUCUCAACGACAGUUACUUGAAGUAUGUCGGCUGGACAAUGCAUGAUAAGCAAGGUGAAGUACGACUGAAGUGCCUGACUGCCCUACAAGGCUUGUACUAUAACAGAGAGCUCGGCGCCCGCCUGGAGCUCUUCACCAGUCGCUUUAAGGACCGCAUUGUGUCAAUGACUCUGGACAAAGAAUACGAUGUUGCGGUGCAAGCUGUUAAACUUCUGACACUUAUCUUACAGAGUAGUGAUGAGGUUCUGACAGCAGAGGACUGUGAGAGCGUGUAUCACCUGGUUUACUCAGCACACCGGCCAAUCGCUGUUUCUGCAGGGGAAUUUCUGUUUAAAAAGCUCUUCAGCCAUCGAGGUCCAGAGGAGGAGGGUUUACCAAGGAGGGGCAGGCAGAGCCUCAAUGGCAGCCUUAUCAAGAUUACUGUCUUCUUCUUCUUGGAGAGUGAGCUCCAUGAACAUGGAGCGUACUUGGUUGAUAGUUUGUGGGAGUGCGCCUCGGAGCUCCUGAAGGACUGGGAAACCAUGAUUAGCCUGUUGUUGGAUGAACCCAUGCCAGGAGAGGAGGCCCUUACUGAUCGUCAGGAAACGGCUCUGGUCGAGAUCAUGCUCUGUGCCGUUCGGCAGGCUUAUGAAUGUCACCCUCCAGUAGGCAGAGGCACGGGGAAAAGGGUCUUGACUGCAAAAGAAAAGAAAACUCAGCUGGAUGAUCGGACACGAAUCACAGAAAUGUUUGCUGUUGCAUUACCUCUGUUAUUAGCAAAGUAUUGUGUUGACAUCGAUAAGGUGACCAAUUUACUUCAAAUACCAAAAUACUUUGAUCUUGACAUCUACACCACUGGCCGUUUAGAAAGGCAUUUGGAUGCUUUGCUGCGACAAAUCUGGGAGGUUGUGGACAAGCACACAGACACUGAAGUGUUGGAGGCCUGCUCCACCACCUACCACUGUCUCUGCAACGAGGAGUUCACCAUCUACAACCGCGUGGACAUUACCCGCUCACAACUGCUGGAUGAGUUGGUAGACAAAUUCAACAGACUUCUGGAGGACUUCCUGCAAGAGGGGGAAGAACCAGAUGACGAUGACGCCUACCAGGUUCUAUCAACACUUAAGAAGAUCACUGCUUUUCACAAUGCGCAUGAUCUCUCCAAGUGGGAUCUGUUCACCAGCAACUACAGGCUGCUCAACAUAGGUCUGCAGAAUGGGGACAUGCCUGAACAGAUUGUGAUUCAUGCCAUGCAGUGCACACAUUACAUCAUCCUGUGGCAUCUCGCAAAGGUUUCAGAUGGCACUUCAGUAAAGGGUGAUUUGGUGACUCUGAGAAAACAGAUGAGAGCAUUCUGCUUAGUAUGUCAGCGUUACCUAAACAGCAUCAACACAGCAGUUAAAGAGCAGGCUUUCACAAUACUGUGUGACUUGUUGCUGAUCUUCAGUCACCAAAUCAUGUCGUCAGGCCUGGAACGUCUGGAGGAUCUGGUCUAUGCUCCAGAUUCCUCUCUGCAAGUAGAACUGCUAAACUUCAUCCUGGAUCAAGUUUUUAUUGAUCAGGAUGACGAUGUCAACAGCUCAGAUGGACAACAAGAUGAUGAGCCCAGUAAAAUUGAGGCUAUGCACAAGCGGAGAAACCUUCUUGCAGCCUAUUGCAAAUUAAUCAUUUACAAUGUUGUUGAAAUGAAUACUGGAGCAGAUAUCUUUAAACAUUACAUGAGAUAUUACAAUGAUUAUGGUGAUAUCAUCAAGGAAACGAUGAGCAAAACUAGACAAAUCGACAAAAUACAGUGUGCAAAGACGCUCAUAUUGAGCCUGCAAAAGUUAUUCAAUGAGAUGAUGUCUGAACUUGGCUUUAACUUUGACCGCUCAUCAUCAGCUUUCUGUGGAGUAAAAGAACUGGCUCGACGCUUCUCACUAACCUUUGGUUUGGAUCAGAUAAAAACUAGAGAGGCGAUUGCCAUGUUACAUAAAGAUGGAAUUGAGUUUGCAUUUAAAGAACCCAGUCCUCAAGGAGAAGGGUGUCCACCACUUAAUCUGCCAUUUUUGGAUAUCCUAAGCGAGUUCUCAAGCAAGCUCAUUCGACAAGACAAGAGGACCGUUCACAUGUACCUGGAGCGAUUUAUGACAUUUCAAAUGGCCCUUCAGAGAGACGACUGCUGGCUCCCCCUCAUCUCAUACAGAAAUUCUCUGCAGGCUGGAGUGGAUGAUGAUGCCAUGUCUGUCAUCAGUGGGAUCAGCAGUCGAGGGUCCACCGUCAGGAGUAAGAAAUCCAAACCGGCCACUGUGAGCAAAAGAAAACUGCCGGAAGAGGAGAAUAGCAGCAGCAGCAUUGAUGGCGUCUGGAUGAAUCGUGAGCAGAGUGUGCCGACACCAGUUAUGAUGCAUUCACCCCACCUCACUUCUACUGUGUUGAGGGAUCCAAAGAGGAUGAGGCCAGAGGACAGCUACACAGCCGCAUUCUCUAUGCCAACAGAGGAGCACCUUCAUCAAGCACUUCCUCCACAACAGCUGCCUCAUCACCAACACCAGGCUGCCAUAGAUUAUAACACCCAGGUUACCUGGAUGUUGACACAGAGGCAACAUGCUGAAGCCCGUCAGCACCAGGAACGGAUUAGCAUGCAGUAUGCUAAGAUGAGGAACCACAUGCAGCAAGCAGUUCGUCGAGGGUCUGGAUUAAUGGAGGAUGAUGAGGAACCAAUAGUGGAGGACGUGAUGAUGUCAUCAGAGGAUCGCUUGGAAGACAUCAAUGAGGGCAUGGAUUUUAAUACAAUGGAGAUUGAUUUGCCUGCAUCUAAGAAUCGAAGAGAAAGAAAUGAACUAAAGCCAGAUUACUUUGAUCCGUCCUCCAUUAUGGAUGAUUCGGUUCUUAAUGUUUCUAUGUUCUAACACGAAUUGGAUAAAGGACAAUGCAUCAUUAAAAUCCUCUUCUUGGAAGAAGAAAUGACCGUUCUCUGUGAAAUCUUUGAAAGGAAAAGGUUGAAAUGAAUUACAGUGGUCUUUGGUGACUCCAGUAUUUGCCUCUUUACCACUUCAAGACUUGGAGGGAGAGCCUCAUGUUGAAUUAGAACUUUAUCCGGCUGUUUUCAUGUAUAUGAUUGGUCAGACUGCAAAGACGAACAGGAUUCUGUUUCAGUAUCCAAUCUCUAGAAGAAGAUUUUAGAGGGGCGUACUUGUAGUCUGGGUGUGCAGGCUUAAUUUUCGACUUUUAAUGUAAAUCUUUUCCCCUGGUUUUUGCAUUUGGUAUAUAGAUAAUUGUCUGAUAUAAAUACAUAGUGGCCAACAUUCAGGAGAGGUGAACACAAUUUCAUUAACAUCAUUAGACAGACUUAUGGAUGAAAACUACUGUUCUCAUGAUUUUGGUGCUCAGUAGUUGUCUAAGACUUUAAAAGAAUGGAUUUUUUUCAAGGAUAUGGUGGCUCAACUUUAUUAUAGUUGUUACUUAUAGAAAUAAUUCUAGGUUAAUGUAAUCUAAAGACAAACAUGCCAAACAUAUGAACAUAGACUAGUUUCAGAACGGCAGCACUUCUUACAUGGCCACUAAAUCAAAUAACAAAGCAGUUAAUUCUAUGGUGUUCACUUCUUGUACUGGUGAACUGUAGAUUUUGGCAUGUAUUGAGAUCUUUACGCAGUAAAUUAUAAUGUGAACUAGCUUGUCAUACUGUUGAUAGGCCUUGCCACAAGUGGUAUACAGCGUUCUCAGAUUUCUUUGAUGGUAUUUUUAAGAAAAAUGUGUUCUGCUUUUAUACCCUAUAGAUAACUUUGAUUUAUAGAUAUUUUGUAUUGACAAUCAAAUGUAAUUUAAUAGUUUCUAAUCAUGCCAUUUCACCUAGAAACGUAAAUAAUCAUUUUCAAUUGAAAUGGAAUGGUGUUUCUAUAGAUAUGCCCAGCUGUUUCUGUUUUUGUUUCUUCUCACUAUAAUAGCUGCGUGCAAUAGGUAUGUAUUGAUUUAAUCUAGUUCCAUAGCAAAUGGGUGGUUGAUUCUAAAAAUGUUUUUUGUAGAAUCGGAAACUUUUGCAAGUCCCAUCAAUAACAUCUUGACCCAACCGUAAACAUUUAAUCUUUCCUAUAGCCUGUUUUUACAUUGUAUUGUAACUGAUAUCUAAUAUCCCACAAACAUGCCAUAUAUUUGCAUUUUUGUUUAAAAAAGAAUAGGAAAAAUUCUUCAGAAAGUUGUGCGUUGUUUGUUAUUUUUUUAAUUCCAGUAUACAGUUGUGCAGAGGAUUUUUAUACAUUUUGGUUUUCCACUGUUGAUAUUAAGAAAUUAUGCUCAAUUACUAAGACUCAGAAUACUUUAGUAAGCUAUGAUAGUAUUUGACUUGUAAAUUAUACAAUUACAAAGGUGUAAUAUAUUGUGAGUAUGUGCGUUUAUAUGUGCACUUUCUUCAUGGGUGAAAUUUUAAGUAGCAUUUAAAGAAAAACAAUGCUACUCUGACAUUAACCCACUAAUUUUAGGUAUUCAUCCACAGUUUUUUGCUUGAAUCUGAGUGGGUCGUUGUGCUAAUUCUCUCCUUCUCUGUUCUGGCCAGGCUGGCAGAUUCUACCUUUAUAGAAGACAAUAUAUAUACAUGCAUAUUGUAGCUAGAAACAAAUCCCUUAUUUGCUUAGAAUGUCUCUAUAAACUGGAGACAGAUAACCUGAUUGUAUACAAUACCAUGUUAAAAAUAAGUAUUAACGUUGGGGAAAUGAGAAUGGUACAUCCUCUGUUUGAAGCAUUUCAUUUUGGAUCGUUUAGAUUUUGCAUUGAACUGCUGAACAUCUGCAUACAUCUGUAUGUUUAUACAUAUUUAAAUAUUUGCAUAUAUUAAAUUUGUGUUUUUAUUCUAUUUACAAAGUGCCCACUGCAUCCUUUUAAUACUUGUAUUUAUGUCUGGAGAUGUAACAUAAGCAAAAUAAACCCUUUAAAACUGUGUGAUGAUUGUAAUGCAAUUUUAAAAGUUGUAUUAUUUUGUAAUUAGUUGUCAAAUGGUAAAUAUUAAUAAAAUCUUUCCACGAACAGUAAA